CCAAAUCUAACCGCAAAUCAUCUUAAAUAAAAUAACAACCGUUAAAAAUAAUCCGAUUUAAGCGUAGAACCAAGCCAAACCAGACCGGUGGCGAUGGCUACCCGUUACCCUCACAAGCAUCACCUCACCAUUCCCUUCUAAAUCCGUCAAGAGUCUAGGUCACCAUCCACACAUACUAUAAACCUGAAAAUCCAACGCCACCCCACCAUCCUCUGCUUUCCUUCUGCCCUCCUAUAAUGCGCGAUGGUGUGCGCUACACGCUUCUCCUCUCUCCUUCUCGGCCGCCAGCCCCCGUGAACCACCUCUUCGUUUCCUCCAACCAAAACAUGCUUCUCUCUGUCUUUUUGGCCCUUUUUCUUCCCUGCGUUGGCAUGAGCGCUAUUUUCCUCAUUUAUAUAUGCAUACUCUGGUUCGCUGCUAAUAAUCAAACGGAAAUCGCACCGCAGGUAAAGCAGCCGGCGGAGAAAGGAUUGUCGGCGUCUGAGCUUGAGAAGUUGCCUAAGAUAACCGGAAGGGAGUUGGUUAUGGGGACGGAGUGUGCGGUUUGUCUUGAUGAGAUUGAGGAAGAGCAACCGGCGAGGCUGGUUCCUGGUUGCAAUCAUGGGUUCCAUUUGGAAUGCGCAGACACUUGGCUUUCGAAGAAUUCUGUGUGUCCUGUUUGUAGGGCCAAGCUUGAUUCACAGUUCUUCAUUUCUUCAAAUGAGAAUCCCUGCUGAUUGAAUUCUGAUCAUGAAGAAGAAGAUGAUGAUAUGAUGAAUUCUGUUUAGAAAUCUAUUAGCGUAUUGUAAGAAUAUAUAUAGAUUAGAAUUCUUGUUCACUGUCGCUCAAGUAAUAAUUAUGUUCGUUUGUUUGUUUUCUGUG
This is a messenger RNA of Hevea brasiliensis (rubber tree), 861 nucleotides long. RefSeq names its product E3 ubiquitin-protein ligase ATL23. Lineage: Eukaryota; Viridiplantae; Streptophyta; Magnoliopsida; Malpighiales; Euphorbiaceae. The transcript has a single exon. The record is from RefSeq and is a predicted model, not a curated record. Bases 237 to 716 code for a protein of 159 amino acids.